AGUGGAACACUAACUAAAAGCACACUGUUCUCUCUCUCUAUCUCUGCUCUAAAGUUCUAGGGUUCGGUGAAAGCAUGCUGUCAGCUACUGGGAAAAAGGAGAAGCUCUCCGCUUCCAAGGGCUCCGAGAUUGAAGUCUCUUCCAACGAGUCUAACGGCAAUGUAUGGUACCGCGCCAUCCUGGAAGAGAAUCUCGCCGUCUCCAAGCGCAAGAAGCUCUCCGUUCGCCACUUAAACCCUCUGUCCAGCGAAGAAGACCACUCUCCUUCGUUAAUCACAACCGCUGUCCACCGUCUGAUCCGCCCCCUUCCGCCGCCGGAUCCGUCCUCUCCUGAAGAAGUUGAUUUCGAGGAAGGCGACAUGGUUGACGCUGCUCAUAGAGGUGGAUGGUGGUCUGGCUGGGUGGUUAAGGUCUUGCCUGGUCACCGUUUCUUGGUGUACCUCAAGUUCGAGCCUGACGUCAUCGAGGUUGAAAGGAAGGAGCUGAGGACGCAUAUGGUUUGGGAAGAUGAAGAGUGGUUCCGUUGCGAGAAACGACAUUUGAUGAAGUCGGAGUAUAGCGCCGGAGCUAAUGUAGAAGUGAGGACACAGGUUGAAGAUUUUGGUGAUAUUUGGGUUUCGGCUAUAGCCAUCAUGGAGAAUGAAGAUGGGACGUUGCUGUUGUUGAAGUACAAGAGUUUGAGCGGUGGAGAAGAAGAAGAUGAGUGGACCAAGAGAAACGUUCCUUACUCUGAAGUCAGGCCUCCACCACCGCCUUUUGAUUUAAGAGCUUUUGGGUUGAUGGAACAUGUGGAUGCUUUGCUUGAGUCUGGAUGGUGUCCGAGUGUAGUAAGCAUGGUUCUUACUGGGGAUAGAUACACUGUCCUUGUGGGAACAAACAAGGAGAGUAAAGACUUUGAACAGUCGCAGCUAAGACCGUCUAUGGAGUGGAAAGGUGGAGCUUGGCUAACUAAAGAAAAGGUUUCGGAUGAAAAGGAGAGUCGUCAGCAUGCAGCUGAGGUAGCAACAGGUUCAACCCGCAUAAGGGUAAAACUGAGGUCGACACGAUCUUCUAGGUGCACUAAGAAUCUUCCUCCUCCUGCCUCUCCUGAUGUUGCAGAAGCUGGUAAAGAAUCUGUAACACAGCUCCCCCAAACUCCAGCUAAGUUAUCUGGAGAUUUAGCAAGUAAAAGAGCUAAUGCUGUGGUGAAUGGUGGCAACACACUAGUCUCAAAGCAACCAGAGAUAGCAGCAGAAACAAAAGAGUAUCACUCAUCGGUAGUCCUGGGUGUAGCUGCAGUCCAGCUGACGAAAACAACUCCGAGGAAGAAACAAACAGUGAUGAAGAAUCAAAAGGUAUCUUCUGCUGAUGAAGCCAAGCAGGCACCUGAGGAGUCUAGUAACAGAGAGAGUGUUAAUAAGAGGAAGAGAGGACGUCAGCCACGUAAGUUCAUAAGCACAGAGCCUAAUCAAAAGCAGAAGACAGGUGUGGCGGCUAAUGGUACUGCUGAUAUGACUGAUGAUGAUGAUCAGCCUCUUGCUUCAUGGAUCCACGGUGGAAACUCAUCAUCAGGGCAAUCAGCUCCUCGGGCGGCUCCUCCUGAUCCUUCUGUAGUGGAAAAGCAUGUCGUGGAAACUCCUAAAGCGAAAGAUUCAACAAUGGUUCUGCCAUUUGCGAAAAAGUCACCGUGUUGGAAAGUCCUCGAAUCAAUGGAGAUCUUCAAAGCUGUGCCGCAGCGUCCACACUUCAGCCCGCUGCUACAAUGCGAGGAAGAGUCUCGUGAAGGAGAUGCUAUUGGUGCAAUGGUGAACUUCACCGGGCUGUUGGAGAAACUCAGCAACAUACAAGUGGACAGUUCAGUGAGCGCGAUAAACAGGAUCAAAGAGUCCUUUCUCAAGCUGGAGAAGCACGGGUUCGAUAUCACAGCUCCUCUGUCUCGGAUCGAGAAGCUACUGUCUAUUAAAGAGAACCAGACGUGGGCGUUGGAAGAGUUGCAAGCUGCUGAGAGAGAGAUCACAGAGAAUGAUAACAAAAGAAGGAAGUGUGAAGAAGAUAUUGAACUAGUGUCCAAGAAGAUUGUUGAGUUGCAGAAGCAAGAAGCGUUGUUGAAGGAAGCGAAAGUGACAAUGGACAAGGAGAUUGCUCGGAUGCAUACCCACGCAGCUGUUCUUGACCAGAAGGUUCAGAAUGUGGAGGAGGAGUUUCAAGCAACUGUGAGUCUCCCAUGGUAGUAAUGAUAAUAAUAAUAAGCUAGGCAUAUCAUCUAAAUGAAUGUUUGUGUAAUAAUAACUUUUGACUCAGUGUUUGUGGAAUCUUCAAAAGAACAAACGAGAAGUUCUAGAUUCUUAUAAUGGACAUGAUGUCUUUAGCCUU
This is a messenger RNA of Brassica oleracea var. oleracea, 2352 nucleotides long. RefSeq lists its product as uncharacterized. The transcript has 8 exons. Bases 75 to 2210 code for a protein of 711 amino acids. The record is from RefSeq and is a predicted model, not a curated record. Lineage: Eukaryota; Viridiplantae; Streptophyta; Magnoliopsida; Brassicales; Brassicaceae.